GCUUGUGUAGCUAUUGCCCAAUGUAGAGAGCUCUGAGCUGCCUAUGACGACACUAAAGCAACCACCACCAAAUAUUCCUUUGACCCCUCUAUUUACCUUCUCCCAACAACAACCACUUCACUCAAUCAAUCCAUCAAACCCUAAUCAAUCAAUCAGUCCAACUCACCGCAAUCAUGUCCCGCAUCCCAACCUCCACCUCGGUCCUCGAGUCCGCCGUCAUCGAAGCCCCCUUCAGCGACGUCUGGCACCUGAUCAAGCUCCAGGACUUCUCCAAGUUCUACUCGGCCCUCUCCUCCAGCGAGUGGGUGAAGGGCGCGUCCCCUGACACCGACAUCGUCAAGUGGACCUUCAAGGACGGCACCGUCCUCGAGGUCAAGCAGGAGGAGCACUCGUCCAUCGACCACUACAUCACCUACAGCGUCAUCUCGUCGCAGCCCGCCCUCAGCUACACCUCCGUCGUCAGCACCGUCCGCGCCUACCCCGUCACCUCGGGCAAGUACGAGGGCGCUACUUUCGUCACCUGGAGCGGAAACUUCUCGAGCGACGCUGAUGCUGGUGUCAUUGAGGAUGCCAAGUUCAAGCGCCGUGAGGCUCUGGCUGACCUCGCUAAGGCUGUUGCUAAGAAGUAAAUGAUGGGAAUAUGGGAAGCAGGGAUUAAAAAGGAACGAAGGGUAUCAUAAGAAUAUCUAUGGAUGGGCGGAGCAGGGUUAUCACAUGUCGAUGUAACUAUUAGCCCGUUGUCACAAUCACGUCAAUUGUCAAGCUGUGCAUCAUAUGGAAUCACAAACCGAGACCUCAACUUGACCCUAAACUUAGGCUUAAGCAAGUUGAUGAUGAUGAUAUUCCAAGUCUUUAUAAAAAUCUUCAUUGUUGGUGUCAGUCUUGUAGAUGCUUGGACUCUUCAACUGGUAUCGGAUAAUGUUGGGCUGUUGAUUGAUCAAACUGCGUCGCAUCAGAUACAGGGUACUCAGUAGUGGUGCACCAGCGUUGUACGCAAGGUUGCGACAACCAACCACGGAAAUCUGCAUCGCAC
Molecule: messenger RNA, 1033 nt
Organism: Fusarium verticillioides 7600
Lineage: Eukaryota; Fungi; Ascomycota; Sordariomycetes; Hypocreales; Nectriaceae
Exons: 1
Coding region: 174-629 (151 amino acids)
Source: RefSeq, a predicted model, not a curated record